AUGCCAAGUACUAUUUUAACUACAACGAGCUCUACAUCAACAAUGAUUCCUUUGACCACGAUUACGACUACAAGUACUAUAAUGAUUUCAAGUACGACUUCCAUGUCAAGUACCCUUAGAAGUACAAAUGCAAGUACUAAAACAACUCCAAGUCUGACAACAACAAAUAGAACAAUAUUAACAACUAUCAUAAAAAACACAACAAUAACAGCAAGUGAAACUUCAACAACAACAACUACAAUAAUGUUAACGCCCACUGAAACAUCAAUGAGUCUAAUAACUGAAAAUGUUGAAUUGACUUCAACAACUAAUUUCUUUCAUACAACAAUAACUAUGAAUGCUGCUUCAACCACAACAUCUGUCAAUCUUUAUGUUAUUAUUUUAGCCACUGUUAUUCCGAUUGGCACGGUUGCAUCCAUUAUUGUAAUCAUCUCACUUAAAUAUUUCGUCUGUAACAAAAAAUCAAAAGUGCACCAUUUUGAAAUGAAGGAAGUGAAACCAACAGGUGCAUAA
Molecule: messenger RNA, 513 nt
Organism: Rotaria sp. Silwood1
Lineage: Eukaryota; Metazoa; Rotifera; Eurotatoria; Philodinida; Philodinidae
Source: the annotation of a GenBank genome assembly